Scomber japonicus (chub mackerel) is the source of this 2377-nucleotide messenger RNA. RefSeq names its product cGMP-dependent protein kinase 2. Lineage: Eukaryota; Metazoa; Chordata; Actinopteri; Scombriformes; Scombridae. The transcript is spliced from 19 exons. The record is from RefSeq and is a predicted model, not a curated record. Gene Ontology annotation, molecular function: cGMP-dependent protein kinase activity; ATP binding. Gene Ontology annotation, biological process: protein phosphorylation. Bases 68 to 2377 code for a protein of 769 amino acids.
CUUGCCCACUUAUAGAGCAUCCUCUUAAGUCAGUCAUUGCUGUGAGUUGAACCUGAGGACCAUUCCUAUGGUGGCCAGCCAAUGCCUGGCCAUGGGCAAUGGUUCAAUAAAAGCCCCUCGAGCUGAGGAGAACAGCUGCCCGGCCUCCAUCCACACAGAUCCACCCUGCCUGAACACAGACAUCCUGAGGUUGCGGAUCACCCACCUAGAGACAGAGCUGGCGCGCCGGGACCAACAGUUUAAAGCCCAGGAGCUUCAGUUGCAGCAUCUCCAAAGGGAACUGGAGGCCAAGAUCUCCCAGAUUGACAAGCUCCAGGAUGCUAUCGGCUACAACAAGAGUUUGGGCCCAUCGCCAAAGAGCCUUUGCCAUCACAGCCACCGCCGCUUCAGCGUUAUUAACCAGUGUCCCAGCCGCUUCCACAGGGUCGCUGUAGAGGUCCACCGUAGACUCAAAGCCAAAGAGGGUGUCUCUGCUGAACCCACCUCAGACAACUUCUGCGGGGGGUUCAGAGCUACACACAUCUCCAUCGCAAAACCUAUCCGCAAAGACUCACAAACCAAAAGGCUCAUCAAUGAUGCCAUCAUGAACAAUGACUUUCUGAAGAGACUGGAGCCACAACACAUGAGGGAGAUGGUAGACUGUAUGUAUGAGAAGGUUUACACCAAGGGACAGCUCGUCAUACAGGAAGGGGAACCUGGAAACUACCUCUAUGUACUGGCAGAGGGCUUGCUAGAGGUAAUCCAGAAUGGGAAGCUGCUGGGGGACAUGCGUCCUGGUACAGCAUUUGGAGAACUGGCCAUACUGUACAACUGUAAGAGAACAGCCACUGUGAAAGCUGUGUCCCAGUCUCACAUCUGGGCCCUGGACCGCCAGACCUUCCAGACUAUCAUGAUGCAAACCGCACAGGCCAGACAUGAGGAGUACUUCAGCUUCCUGCGCAGUGUGUCUCUAUUGCGAGAACUACCCGAAGAGAAACUAGCCAAGAUAGUUGACUGUCUUGAAGUUGACUAUUUUGAAAAAGGGGAGUAUAUUAUCCGAGAAGGUGAAGAGGGGAACACUUUCUUUAUCAUCGCAAAAGGAGAGGUGAUAGUCACUCAGAGCACAGAGGGCUGUGCUGAGCCACAGGAAAUCAAGACCCUGGGAGUUGGAGACUACUUUGGAGAGAAAGCUCUGAUCAGUGAGGAUGUUCGCUCAGCCAACAUCAUCUGCAAUGAGAACGACACACACUGCCUGGUGGUGGACAGAGACAACUUCAACCAGAUGGUGGGAACUUAUGAGGAGCUCCAGGCUUACCUGAAGGAAUACGUGGAGGAGCUCUCCAGGAGUGAUGAGAGGAGGAAUGCCCUGCCUCAUUCACCUCAGAUUGACUCAGUGGAGGCCCAGGAGCUGAGGAGGAUGAAGGAGAGGAUUGCUCUCUUGCCCUCUCACCAACCUUUCCAGGAGCUGGAGGUCAUAGCCACGCUGGGGAUGGGAGGAUUUGGACGAGUGGAGCUGGUGAAGCUGAAGGAUGAAGCUGUUACAUUCGCUCUCAAGUGUAUUAAGAAGAAACACAUUGUGGACACCAGACAGCAGGAGCACAUCUACUCUGAGAAGAACAUCCUUCAGCAAAUCAACUCAGCAUUUAUCAUCAGAUUGUUUCGAACAUUUCGGGAUGACAAGUGUGUGUACAUGCUGCUGGAGGUGUGUCUUGGAGGAGAGCUGUGGACUGUGCUUCGGGACAUGAGUUAUUUUGAUGAACCUACAGCCAGAUUCUGUACUGGUUGUGUCCUAGAGGCCUUUGAUUACCUCCACACCAUGGGCAUCGUCUACAGAGACCUGAAACCUGAAAACCUUCUCCUGGACUCUGAAGGUUAUGUCAAAAUGGCAGACUUUGGCUUUGCUAAAAAGAUUGGCCGUGGAAAGAAGACUUGGACAUUCUGUGGGACUCCAGAGUACGUAGCUCCAGAAGUCAUCAUGAACAAAGGCCAUGACUUUGGAGCUGAUUGCUGGUCUUUGGGAAUCCUCAUAUUUGAACUUCUCACCGGCAACCCCCCUUUUGCUGGCUCUGACCCCAUAAAGAUCUACACCAUGGUCCUCCACGGCAUUGAGAAAGUGGACUUCCCUAAGAGAAUAGGCAAGCGUCCAGACGACCUCAUCAGGAGACUUUGCAAACUGAACCCAGUGGAGCGGCUGGGAAACAAAAAGAAUGGCAUCAUCGACAUCAAGAAACACAAGUGGUUCCAGGGCUUUAACUGGGAGGGUUUGAGGCGUCACAAGCUCUCAUCUCCACUGAAGAGAGAGCUGAUGGGGCCGAUGGAUCACAGUCACUUUGACAUGUUUCCUCCGGACACAGAGGAGCCUCCUGAUGAGCUGUCUGGCUGGGAUAAAGACUUCUGA